GGCACUGGGCACCGGCUCCGUGUCGCGAUCAGCAUCUUACCUUAUCCUGCUCUUGCACAGCCACUUUACAAAAACAGAAGACUGAAACCAAAAAGGAAAGGUACAUACAUGGCGUCGCUGGCUCAACAAUUCACAGGCCUAAGAUGCUUACCGCCCUCAACGUCUCGCCUCAGUAAAAGAGCUUCACUAUUAUCCUCUUGGAAGACUAGAAAGUCUACUUUUGUUGUAUCAGCUGUCGCAAUUUCUAAUGCGCAGACCAAAGAGAGGGAAAAGCUUAAGGAACUCUUCGAGGAAGCCUACGAACGCUGCCGUACUGCUCCAAUGGAAGGCGUUGCCUUCACCGUCGAAGAAUUCCAUUCUGCUCUUGAGAACUAUGACUUCAUUUCUGAGAUUGGCGCCACGGUGAAGGGCACAGUUUUUAUGACUGAUUCCAAUGGCGCAUUGGUUGAUAUUACUGCAAAAUCUUCUGCAUUUUUACCAGUUCAAGAAGCGUGCAUUCACAAGAUAAAACAUGUACAUGAAGCUGGUAUAGUUCCUGGAAUGACAGAGGAGUUCAUAAUUAUUGGUGAAAAUGAAGCUGAUGAUAGCUUAGUCUUGAGCUUAAGGGAAAUUCAGUAUGGACUUGCCUGGGAAAGGUGUAGGCAGCUUCAAGCUGAGGAUGUUAUUGUGAAGGGUAAGGUUGUUGGUGCAAACAAAGGUGGAGUGGUUGCAAUAGUGGAGGGCCUUCGGGGUUUUGUCCCUUUUUCACAAAUAGCAUCGAAUUCAACUGCAGAAGAACUUCUUGAAAAGGAGCUUCCACUAAAGUUUGUUGAUGUUGAUGAGGAACAAUCUAGGCUUGUGCUAAGUAACCGCAAGGCCAUGGCAGACAAUCAGGCACAACUGGGUAUUGGAUCAGUGGUCCUUGGUACUGUUCAGAGCCUGAAACCAUAUGGCGCCUUCAUUGAUAUUGGUGGAAUCAACGGCCUUCUUCAUGUCAGUCAGAUUAGUCAUGAUCGCAUCUCCGAUAUUGCAACCGUCCUUCAACCUGGUGAUACUCUCAAGGUCAUGAUACUAAGCCAUGACCGUGAGAGAGGUAGAGUAAGUCUUUCUACCAAAAAGUUAGAACCUACUCCUGGCGAUAUGAUUCGCAAUCCAAAGCUUGUUUUUGAGAAGGCAGAGGAGAUGGCUCAGUCAUUCAGGCAGAGAAUUGCUCAAGCAGAAGCUAUGGCUCGUGCUGACAUACUGAGAUUCCAGCCUGAGAGUGGACUAACGCUCAGUUCAGAUGGAAUAUUGGGUCCGCUGACUUCUGAUCUACCAGCAGAGGGUUUGGACUUGAGUGCUAUUCCUGCGGCAGAAGAGUGAUAUGAUCUCAUUUUUUGGUGACUUUGUCCUUUCAAGUAAAAUUUGUACAAAUGGCUUCACUUUUUUGCCUGAGCUAAAAACGUUAACAAUUCUUCCGUUUGAUUUUAUUGCGUACGCGUACUUUUGUCGUUGUACGUGAAAAAUCAGAAAAUCAAUUCAUGCACUUCAAUGGAAUAUAGCACCCGCGAAUGUUACGAUUUCAACA
Molecule: messenger RNA, 1546 nt
Organism: Jatropha curcas
Lineage: Eukaryota; Viridiplantae; Streptophyta; Magnoliopsida; Malpighiales; Euphorbiaceae
Gene: RPS1
Product: ribosomal protein S1
Biological process (GO): translation
Cellular component (GO): chloroplast stroma
Molecular function (GO): mRNA binding; structural constituent of ribosome
Source: RefSeq, a predicted model, not a curated record